Molecule: messenger RNA, 1080 nt
Organism: Protopolystoma xenopodis
Lineage: Eukaryota; Metazoa; Platyhelminthes; Monogenea; Polystomatidea; Polystomatidae
Source: the annotation of a GenBank genome assembly
AAAACUGGUGCAACCGCUUAUCCGAGUAGUGAUCGGGCUUUACUUCAAAGCCAUGCAUACUCUCGACGACAUAAUCAAUAUCAUGUCCAACCUAAUUUGCUUUCUUCACAUGACACGUCAAUUACUAGUACGACAUCCAACCCUCAAUCUCAUUUAUCGCGCUCUGAUCUAUCAUCAUCUAAUUACCCGCUUGUUGAUAAUAGCAACAUGGUCAAAUUGUUUAUUUUGCCUCACCGGCCCCUUUCAAAUGAUUCACUCGCCUAUCCUACUCCGAACUCAAUUUCGGCUCCCUAUUUUAAAAGUCAUAUAGCUCAAGAUGAUGCUCAUUCAGAAUCUUCCACCUCCCAUUUGCGAUCAUUUACUGGUGGGGUUUACGAUCAGGAAGCUGGAGAUGAAGAGACGCCUUUAGAAAACGAGUGUUCGCGAAACUUGGCAAAAGAUUUUGAUGAAGUUGGGCCGGCUGACGCAGAUGAAGAUUCUGACGACGGGGAUGAAGAAAGAUUGACCAUUCAAGAAAAAACUCAUCAUUCAUUCGGUGAUACUAGCUGUCCGUCAGUUGACUUUCAAGCUGCCAUUGUUUCGCAGCAUAAGCCAUCUUCUUCCAUACAGCCUCAUUUGCAGCAACAUCACUACCAACUAGCUCCUUCAGAUAAAGACUCUCAACAUAUUUCAGACAAGGUGACUGAACUAUCGGAUCGAUUUGCUCUAUUACCCGUCUCUCACCAACGCUCUGGCAGUCAAAUAGAAUCUCAUCUUUCCUUGUCCCACCAGGCUGCUAUAUACCCAGCCGAACAUCGUCCUUGUGAUAGCCAACCCUCUUCUCUCAAUUCUCUCAUCUCUUAUAGUGAUCAUCCGAAUAAUGAGUUACAUCCAUCUCCCAGACUAGUUUUCGCCCCGCGCCACUUAUCCUCCCACAAGUUGAGAAAUAGUAUAAACAGGUUACAUAUAAAUGACGUUGAUGCGCCUACUCUGUCUAAAGAGGCCAAGGAGAUGAAGGAAACAGAGGCGGGAACAUCUCUGUGGUGGCGGACAAACCUUACAGCAGCAACAGCCCAAAGCAAGACAGCAACAGAAGUAUAG